ACAUGUUGCCAGAUCAGAAAAAUUUUGCAGGGCUGCAGCCUUUUAACCGGGUGGCAACCUAUUGGGCCACAACAGUGUGUGUAUACCCAACCAGUUUAUCCGUUGUGCUGGCAAAAACAAGAAACGAAGCAUUUCUGAUAUUAUAACCAAUGGCCACAAUAGAUGGAAGACCGGCGCAAUAUGGGAUAUCACUUAAACAAUUACGCGAACUUAUGGAAGUUCGCGGUAGAGAAGGUGUUGCGAAAAUAAGUGAAUUCGGGGGCAUUCAUGAGAUAUGCAAAAAGCUGUACACAUCACCAAAUGAAGGCCUCAGCGGAUCAAAAGUUGAUGAAGAUCACCGACGUGAAACGUUUGGCUCGAAUGUAAUACCACCGAAGCCUCCAAAAACCUUUUUAACACUAGUCUGGGAGGCGCUUCAAGAUGUUACACUUAUUAUUUUAGAGGUAGCUGCGUUAGUAUCUCUUGGUCUAUCAUUUUAUAAGCCUGCCGAUGAGGAUGCGCCUCUUCUACAAGAGGAGGAAGAACACCAUGGUUGGAUUGAGGGUUUGGCUAUUCUUAUAUCGGUCAUAGUUGUCGUAAUAGUUACUGCCUUUAAUGAUUACUCAAAGGAGCGACAGUUUCGCGGAUUACAGAAUCGUAUUGAAGGCGAGCACAAAUUUUCGGUUAUACGUGGCGGUGAAGUAUGCCAAAUAUCGGUUGGUGACAUUCUUGUUGGUGAUAUUGCCCAGAUUAAGUACGGUGACCUUUUACCCGCCGAUGGCUGCCUUAUACAAAGCAACGAUCUUAAGGUGGAUGAAUCUUCGCUCACGGGUGAAUCGGAUCAGGUUAAAAAGGGUCCAGAUAGCGAUCCGAUGGUACUAUCUGGUACGCACGUUAUGGAGGGCAGUGGAAAAAUGGUUGUUACCGCCGUUGGCGUUAAUUCUCAGGCCGGUAUUAUAUUCACUUUACUUGGAGCCGCUGUCGAUGAGCAGGAAGCUGAAAUUAAGAAAAUGAAGAAGGAAAUUAAAAAGGCGAACAAACAAAAGACCAAGAGCCAGACAGGUGAAAACGAUGGUCGAGCUCCCCCGGGUGGUAAAUCACAACAUGCGGCACCGCCAUCUCUGAGUACCAGUGAGGCGAUUAAAUCUGAAUCGGAUGGUAAUCACGUCCAGCAACCGUCGACAUCAACCGCUGAGACGGGACACAAGAAGGAAAAGUCUGUACUUCAGGCCAAGCUAACAAAGUUGGCCAUACAAAUUGGCUACGCUGGAUCCACCAUAGCUGUGCUCACUGUUAUCAUACUGAUAAUACAGUUCUGUAUUAAAACAUUCGUUAUCGAUGAGAAGCCCUGGAAGAAUACCUAUGCCAAUAAUUUGGUUAAACAUUUGAUUAUUGGUGUUACAGUAUUAGUUGUGGCUGUACCUGAGGGUCUGCCACUGGCCGUUACAUUAUCACUGGCUUAUUCAGUUAAGAAAAUGAUGAAAGAUAAUAACUUGGUGCGUCAUUUAGAUGCCUGCGAAACAAUGGGUAAUGCGACGGCAAUUUGUUCCGACAAGACUGGUACACUUACUACCAAUCGAAUGACAGUUGUACAAUCUUAUAUAUGUGAGAAAUUGUGCAAGGUUCUGCCCACCCUCAACGAUAUACCGCAGCAGGUCGGCAAUUUAAUAACGAUGGGCAUAUCUGUGAACUCGGCAUAUACUUCAAACAUAAUGCCGGGUCCAAAUCCUGGCGAUCUACCUGUUCAAGUUGGUAACAAGACGGAAUGUGCUCUACUCGGUUUUGUAAAGGGCUUGGGCGUUAAAUAUCAAUCAAUACGGGACGAAAUUCCAGAGGAUAGAUUUACUCGAGUUUACACAUUCAACUCUGUACGAAAGAGCAUGGGAACGGUUAUUCCAAGACCCAACGGCGGCUAUCGACUGUACACGAAGGGAGCCUCGGAGAUCAUAAUGAAAAAGUGUUCAUUCAUCUAUGGUCAUGAAGGGACUUUGGAGAAAUUCACACGUGAUAUGCAGGAACGUUUAAUACGUGAAGUUAUUGAGCCAAUGGCAUGCGAUGGAUUGCGCACAAUUUCUGUAGCUUAUCGUGAUUUUGUGCCCGGCAAGGCAGCCCUUAAUGAGGUGCAUAUCGAUGGUGAACCAAAUUGGGAUGACGAGGAGAAUAUUAUGACAAAUUUGACAUGUCUAUGCGUUGUUGGUAUUGAGGAUCCAGUGCGUCCCGAGGUACCAGACGCUAUACGCAAGUGCCAACGUGCCGGUAUCACUGUUCGCAUGGUGACUGGCGACAACAUAAAUACCGCCCGAUCAAUCGCCAGCAAAUGUGGUAUUUUGAAACCCAACGAUGACUUCCUCAUACUGGAGGGUAAAGAGUUUAAUAGACGCAUUCGAGAUACAAAUGGCGAUAUCCAACAGCAUCUUAUUGAUAAAGUCUGGCCAAAAUUGCGAGUACUUGCCCGUUCAUCUCCAACAGAUAAAUAUACGCUGGUCAAAGGUAUGAUUGACAGUGCGGUUACUGAUAAUCGGGAAGUGGUUGCUGUCACUGGCGAUGGUACCAACGAUGGCCCCGCAUUAAAGAAGGCCGAUGUUGGCUUUGCUAUGGGCAUUGCGGGCACUGAUGUUGCUAAGGAAGCGUCCGAUAUCAUUCUAACCGAUGAUAAUUUCAGUAGCAUUGUCAAAGCUGUUAUGUGGGGUCGCAAUGUCUAUGAUUCGAUAGCAAAAUUCUUGCAAUUUCAGUUAACAGUGAAUGUGGUUGCAGUCAUUGUUGCAUUUAUUGGAGCUUGUGCGGUUCAGGAUUCGCCCCUUAAAGCAGUGCAAAUGUUGUGGGUUAAUCUCAUUAUGGACACACUGGCAUCACUUGCUUUAGCCACAGAAGUACCAACACCAGAUCUGUUGCUGCGGAAACCAUAUGGUCGUACAAAACCACUUAUAUCGCGCACAAUGAUGAAAAAUAUAUUGGGUCAGGCCUUAUACCAGCUGGUGAUCAUAUUUGGAUUACUUUUUGUCGGUGACUUAAUACUCGAUAUCGAGUCUGGACGGGGACAAGAGCUGAACGCUGGACCAACCCAACAUUUUACAAUUAUAUUUAACACAUUCGUCAUGAUGACACUAUUUAAUGAGAUAAAUGCAAGAAAAAUCCAUGGACAACGUAAUGUUGUUGAAGGUCUUUUCACAAAUCCCAUCUUUUACACCAUCUGGAUAUUUACAAUGAUUUCACAGGUGGUUAUCAUUCAAUAUGGUAAAAUGGCUUUCUCAACAAAAGCUCUGUCUCUUGAUCAAUGGCUAUGGUGCAUAUUCUUUGGAAUCGGUACACUAGUCUGGGGACAAUUAAUCACUUCAGUGCCUACAAGAAAAUUGCCUAAAAUCUUAUCAUGGGGACGCGGCCAUCCUGAGGAAUACACGGAUGCCAUGAAUUUAGGUGAGGAGCGUUUCGAUUCCAUAGAUUCUGACAAGAAACCAAGAGCUGGACAAAUUUUAUGGAUUCGUGGCUUAACUCGCCUUCAAACUCAAUUGCGUGUGAUUCGUGCGUUCCGCUCGACCCUGGAAGAUAUUAACGAACGCCGCUCGAUACACAGUUUGCAUAGCUUGCGUAGCCCUCGGACGGGGUUGCCACCUGUCGCAACUGGCAGUGCUGGUGGACACCUGAUCUACAAUUUAAAUCUGCUGAGCCCCAAUUACAGCAGCAAGAGUCAGCAGCAGCAGCAGCAAACACAGCAGCAAUCACAGCAGCAGCAGCAUGAAUCGAAUGCAACUCUGCCUGCCGAUAUAUCUUACAUUGACGAAGAUCCGCAGCAGCAACGCAAUCUGCAAAACGGUCGCACUACCUCUGCAUCCACAACUGCAUCCACACCCAGUCCACAUUCCACAUCCACAGCUCGCUCUGCAGUUGGCGGCGGCUUCUCAAAUGUCGUUCACAAUCUGCAACAUCACCAAAAAAAUGGACAAAACGAAACACGAAUUUAAAUCUCCCGCCCUUUUGUCCAUUUACAUACACACAGUUAGUCGCGCAAUUAUUUUGACAAUUGAAAACAAAUUAACAUAUUGAUUUGUAAUGCUUUUUUUUUGGCAAUAAUGAAACUCAAUGGAUCUCAUUGUUCUCAGAAAACAAUAAGCAACUAUAAUAAAUUAAGAAAAAUUAAAAGAAAAUAACCCAAGUGAAUUUUCUAUUUUGCUAAAACUUUGUCUUGACUUAAUCUAUUUAGUCAAGUGACUGUUUUGACAGAAAUAUAAUA
This is a messenger RNA of Drosophila innubila, 4207 nucleotides long. It is a transcript of the gene PMCA, whose product is annotated as plasma membrane calcium-transporting ATPase 1. Gene Ontology annotation, molecular function: ATP hydrolysis activity; ATP binding; P-type calcium transporter activity. The record is from RefSeq and is a predicted model, not a curated record. Bases 150 to 3938 code for a protein of 1262 amino acids. Gene Ontology annotation, biological process: regulation of cytosolic calcium ion concentration; calcium ion transmembrane transport. Gene Ontology annotation, cellular component: intracellular membrane-bounded organelle; membrane. Lineage: Eukaryota; Metazoa; Arthropoda; Insecta; Diptera; Drosophilidae. The transcript has 17 exons.